AUGGACCCUUCUGUUAUCGAAAAUUUUUGCAGUAUUACUGGGACGUCUGAAAUAGAAGCUAGACAUUUUCUGGAAGCUUUCGAUUGGAAUUGUGACGAGGCAGUCAAGGCGUAUUUUGAUUCAGAGGAUGCUAUUCAUUCAAGCGAUGGUUCUCAUUUUGACCAAGCUAUUCAACCACCGAGUAAGAGCAACAAUGAGCCUUCACUUUCCACAUUUAAUAAACCACCAUACAGCAAGCCCAAAAUAGCAACUCUGAGUACAUUGGAAAAUGACAGCACGUCUCGGUAUUAUUUUGAUACCACGAGAUCGCCAAUAAAUACAAUUGAUCUGGAUUAA
Messenger RNA from Schistosoma rodhaini, 336 nucleotides. The record is from the annotation of a GenBank genome assembly. NCBI's taxonomy places the organism in Eukaryota, Metazoa, Platyhelminthes, Trematoda, Strigeidida, Schistosomatidae.